Dermochelys coriacea (leatherback sea turtle) is the source of this 1601-nucleotide messenger RNA. It is a transcript of the gene QDPR, whose product is annotated as quinoid dihydropteridine reductase. NCBI's taxonomy places the organism in Eukaryota, Metazoa, Chordata, Testudines, Dermochelyidae. Gene Ontology annotation, molecular function: NADPH binding; NADH binding; 6,7-dihydropteridine reductase activity. The transcript has 7 exons. The coding region runs from base 1 to 780 and encodes 259 amino acids. The record is from RefSeq and is a predicted model, not a curated record. Gene Ontology annotation, biological process: L-phenylalanine catabolic process; tetrahydrobiopterin biosynthetic process. Gene Ontology annotation, cellular component: cytoplasm.
AUGGCAGCGGCAGCAGAGGCGCACAGGGUGCUGGUGUACGGAGGCAGAGGGGCCCUGGGAGCCCAAUGCGUGCAGUAUUUCAGAGCCAAGCACUGGGUAAGCACCGACAGAGCGGGCUGGGCACUUGGGGCCGUCGCUGAAUGGCUUGGGUGGGUUGCCAGCAUUGACCUAGCAGAAAAUGAAGAAGCUAAUGCCAAUGUUGUUGUGAAAAUGACGGACUCCUUCACUGAGCAAGCAGAUCAGGUGACAGCAGAUGUUGGAAAACUUCUGGGUGAACAGAAGGUGGAUGCUAUCCUGUGUGUAGCUGGAGGAUGGGCAGGUGGUAGUGCAAAAGCUAAAUCUUUAUACAAAAAUUCUGACCUUAUGUGGAAACAGAGUGUUUGGACAUCAACUAUUUCCAGUCACUUAGCCACAAAACAUCUGAAAGAAGGCGGGUUAUUGACUCUGACUGGAGCAAAAGCUGCUUUGGCUGGAACUCCAGGGAUGGUUGGGUAUGGCAUGGCAAAAGGAGCAGUACAUCAGCUUUGUCAGAGUCUAGCUGGUGCGAACAGUGGCUUGCCAUCUAGGUCUGCUGCUCUUGCUGUUCUACCGGUUACCUUGGAUACACCAGUGAACAGGAAAUCAAUGCCUGACGCAGAUUUCAGCUCCUGGACACCCCUAGAAUUCCUUGCUGAAACCUUUUAUGACUGGAUCAUAGGGAAGAACAGACCAAGCUCAGGCAGCCUAAUCCAGGUGGUAACCACAGGAGGGAAGACAGAACUAGCUGCCGCACAUCUUUGAGACUGAUCAGUGUGAUUGUUUGUGAAAACACAGCAAAUGAGAAGGUUGUAACAUUCUAGUCAAGUUUGGGUGGUCUUCUGUAUCCAGUGAUUCUAUUAUCUUGUUUGUGAAACAAGAUGUUGACUAAUGUUUCUCUGUUCAUAGAUGCAAGCUUUGUUCCUUUACCAAAAGGUAUCCAUUGUCUUCUAUAUAUAUCAAGGCUGUAGAUUUUAAAAUCUGCAAAUGUCCUAAUCUUGAGCAUUCUCUAGGGGGUUACCUCUGUUCUUUAAAAUUAGGCAAACAGUGCUGGCUAUGUAUCAGAAAUUGUGCUUAAUGAUGUGAUGUACCUACAUUUAUCACUGUCAAGUUCUGUCUCAGUUGUCUUUUGGGCAACUGUUUUUGUCCAUUUCAGCAAUAUCGUUGUCUUCUAAUAUCCUAACUCUAGGUUUUUUUUGUUGGACAAGAUAUAAAAUAAAAUCACUGCAGCCCUAUGAAAAGCCCAAACCUGCUACCCCUUUUCCUGUGAGUAUUCUAUACCAAUUCAAGUUGUUCUAUUGGAGCCAGUGGGACUGAAUAAAGGUUACUUGCACAAGAUGGUGUUGCAAGAUUAGAGCCCUUAAAUUGCCUUAAAGCUUUCAAAAGGGCUGUCAGCCCAACAAUUAUUGUAGGGUGUUUUCUGUCCCAAAUAAUUGAUUUACAAUAUUAUAAAUGUGUCUUGUGUAACUCCUGAUGGUUCUUUACUAUCUGAAGGAGCAAAAGUGCCCUAGGGAAAUAUAAAUAGAACACACAGACUAUUGUUAGACUAUAGAGGAUUUUGGGCUAAAUAAAUAUGUAUUGUUUUA